GCGGCCCCGGCGGGCACCCCUCCGAGGGCGGUCGAGGAAGCUCCCGGAGGAGGAGGAGGAGGAGGUGGUGGAGGAGGUGGGGGCCUGCGGUGGCCGCGGGACCGGCUUGGCGCCUCGGCCUCUCCGCCCCCUCCCCAGCUUUUCUUUCGCCCUCUUCUCUCCCGCCCCGGGCCGGCGCCUCGGCUUUGUGCGAGGAGAUGGUGUAGCCCCGCGGCCGCCCGAAAGAGGAGCUGGACACUUGUCUCCCGGCCCCGAGCGGCGUCCCCGCCCCUGGAGGAGAGACCCCCUUCGUCUCGGCGCCUCCUGCGUCUCCCGGCUGCUGGGGAAGCCUCGGUGCGGCCGGCACCAUGAGUGAACAGAGUAUCUGUCAGGCAAGAGCUGCUGUGAUGGUUUACGAUGAUGCCAAUAAAAAGUGGGUGCCAGCUGGUGGCUCAACUGGGUUCAGCAGAGUUCAUAUAUAUCACCAUACUGGCAACAACACAUUCAGAGUGGUGGGCAGGAAGAUUCAGGACCAUCAGGUCGUGAUAAAUUGUGCCAUUCCUAAAGGGUUGAAGUACAAUCAAGCUACACAGACCUUCCACCAAUGGCGGGAUGCUAGACAGGUGUAUGGUCUCAACUUUGGCAGCAAAGAAGAUGCCAAUGUCUUCGCAAGUGCCAUGAUGCAUGCCUUAGAAGUGUUAAAUUCACAGGAAACAGCCCAGAGCAAGGUUACUGCUACCCAGGACAGCACUAAUUUGCGAUGUAUUUUCUGUGGGCCAACAUUGCCUAGACAAAAUUCACAACUACCUGCCCAAGUCCAGAAUGGCCCAUCACAAGAAGAAUUGGAAAUUCAGAGAAGGCAACUACAAGAACAGCAACGACAAAAGGAGCUGGAGCGGGAAAGGCUGGAGAGAGAAAGAAUGGAAAGGGAGAGAUUGGAGAGGGAGAGGUUAGAAAGGGAAAGGCUGGAGAGGGAGCGACUCGAACAGGAGCAGCUGGAGAGAGAGAGACAAGAAAGGGAACGUCAGGAUCGCCUGGAGCGCGAGAGACUGGAGCGCGAGAGACUGGAGAGACUGGACCGGGAAAGGCAAGAAAGAGAGCGACAAGAGCAGCUGGAAAGGGAGCAGUUGGAAUGGGAGCGAGAACGAAGAAUAUCAAAUGCCGCUCCAUCUUCCGACAGCUCCCUGUAUAAUGCUCCACUUCCUGAGUAUGCCAGUUGCCAGCCUCCUUCAGCACCUCCUCCAUCAUACGCUAAAGUCAUCUCAGCUCCAGUGUCAGAUGCCACUCCUGAUUACGCUGUAGUGACCGCUUUGCCACCUACUUCCACACCCCCUACACCACCACUUCGACACUCCGCGACACGUUUUGCAACAUCUUUAGGUUCAGCCUUCCACCCUGUUCUUCCCCACUAUGCUACAGUUCCUCGUCCUCUGAACAAAAACUCUCGACCUUCUUCUCCUGUGAACACACCCUCUUCUCAGCCUCCAGCUACGAAGCCCUGUGCCUGGUCUGCUUCCAAUUUUUCGCCCCUCCCUCCAUCUCCUCCAGUAAUGAUUAGCAGCCCCCCAGGCAAAGCUACUGGUCCAAGGCCCGUCCUCCCUGUUUGUGUUUCUUCUCCUGUGCCCCAAAUGCCUCCAUCACCAACAGCACCCAAUGGGCUGCUUGACUCUGUCACAUACCCAGUGUCCCCACCGCCUACCUCAGGGCCAGCAGCGCCGCCGCCGCCGCCUCCGCUGCCUUCCCUCGCACCACUCUCACACUGUGGAUCUCAAGCUUCUCCUCCUCCAAGCACCCCUGUUGCCUCAACUCCCUCAUCCAAGCCUAGUGUUCUCCCUUCUCCCUCUGCAGCUGCCCCUGCCUCUGUGGAGACUCCUCUAAACUCUGUGCUGGGAGACUCCUCUGCUUCUGAGCCAGGCUUGCAGGCAGCCUCUCAGCCGGCCGAGACUCCAGCCCCACAGGGCAUUGUCUUGGGACCACCUGCACCUCCACCCCCUCCUCCACUCCCACCAGGUCCUGCGCAGGCUUCAGCUGUGCUCCCUCCUCCCCCAGGACCCCCUCCACCCCCUCCACUUCCAUCCUCAGGGCCUCCACCUCCGCCUCCUCCACCACCUCUUCCUAAUCAAGUACCCCCCCCUCCUCCACCGCCUCCUGCUCCCCCUCUCCCUGCAUCUGGAUUUUUUUCCGGAUCCAUGACUGAAGACAAUCGCCCUUUAACUGGACUCGCAGCUGCAAUUGCUGGAGCAAAACUUAGGAAAGUGUCACGGAUGGAGGAUGCCUCAUUCCCAGGCGGAGGGAACACCAUUGGUGUGAAUUCGGCCUCAUCUAAAACAGAUACGGGUCGUGGAAAUGGACCCCUUCCUUUAGGGGGUAGUGGUUUAAUGGAGGAAAUGAGUGCCCUGCUGGCCAGGAGGAGAAGAAUUGCUGAAAAGGGAUCAACAAUAGAAACAGAACAAAAAGAAGACAAAAAUGAAGAUUCAGAGCCUGUAACUUCCAAGGCCUCUUCAACAAGUACACCUGAACCGACAAGAAAACCUUGGGAAAGAACAAACACAAUGAAUGGCAGCAAGUCACCUGUUAUUUCCAGACGGGAUUCUCCAAGGAAAAAUCAGAUUGUUUUUGACAACAGGUCCUAUGAUUCAUUACACAGACCAAAAUCUGCACCCUCAUCACAGCCCAAUGCCAAUGGAGUCCAGACGGAGGGACUGGACUAUGACAGGCUGAAGCAGGACAUUUUAGAUGAAAUGAGAAAAGAAUUAACAAAGCUAAAAGAAGAGCUCAUUGAUGCAAUCAGGCAGGAACUGAGCAAGUCAAAUACUGCAUAGAGAAACAAACUAAGGAGAGAUAGGACUUUAAUCUGGAGAAAGGAAAAAAAAAAACCUGCAAAGAACAACUGUUAACAACAAAACCCCUACAUUUUGUGAGCUGUAAGAAGAAAAUGGAGACAAACAGUCGGAAGGAGGGAAAACUCAACAUACUUUGAAAGCCUUCAGACAUUACUACUCUGGCGAUAAGCUAUUUCCCUCCCAGUUUGCUGCUUUUUUCUGACCUUUACAACAGGAUGGAAGAGUCGUAAAAGAGUUCCUGGAACAGUUAUGCAGAAAAUGCUAAACCCGUCAGGCAGGAUCACCGUGCAUUGAAAUAUUUUCAUGUCAAGAUUAAAUGGCACAUUUUCCGCAAUCCAUUGCUAAAAUAAAGAGGAGAAAGGCUUAAGAAGUUUUUUUCAGAGAAUGCUGAUGAAGAAUUUAGCAAGUUACACUAUUGUAUUGUAAAUGUUUCUCUCAGGUUUGUCUUCCUAUCAUAUUUGAUAUUCCAUGAAUAAUCGCGAUCAGCCCUAUGUAAGUUAAGAUUUUAAAAUGUGGAACAAAUGGAAUUGUAUGUGCUUUCAGAGGGUGAUAUUUAUAAGAAAGUGUCCUAAAAAUAAUUUGUCCAGCUUGAGGAAUUUGAGAAUGAUAGGAAGUCUCUCGAGGUAGCCUUCAUGCAAUUUUGUAGAUUCAAACAUAAAAUUCGUCCAGAAUUUAAAGAUUUAGAUGCCUUCCUAAAUUGUUACAAUGCUUUACCAAAUCUAUAACUCCUACAUAACACAAACCAGUGGUCAAAUGUAAAACAGUAUAUUGUAGAUUUACUGUAGGUUUUCAACCUUUUUUAGAUUUAUGCAUGUGGACAUUUUUAUAAUGUAAUUACAAUCACCACAAAAUUAGCUUUUUUAAUUGCAGGCAGUAAUGCAUGUCAGACUAAUACGUAGUGGCCUUUUCGAGGCCUAGUCCCAGGGAAAACAUUUUGUAGAGUGUAGGGGAGUGGGAGGAAGGGAAGGAAUAAUUUUUUAUUUAAAGUUAAUUUCUGCACUAUCUUUUUUCUCAAUUAUCUGCAUGACUAAUAAUGAGGAAUAUUUUGUGACUUUCAUUGGUAAGUAUGUUAACAGAACCAAGUACUUAAUCUUUUACAUCAUGUCUUCAGCUAUUUGUAUUUUAACUUCCGUAACUUCAAUGGUCUGAAACAUGAUUCUGAGCUUCACAUGAAUUACAUCUUACUGUGGAACUCACAAGGUCGAUCCCUGAAUCUGGCAGUUACUAUUGCCUGGGUGCCCUGCAGUUCGACAGGUGUGCAGGCACACGUUCCUGACCACGAAGCCGCUUUUGAAUUUUGUUAUGUUGGGCUCCUGGAAGGUAACAAUGAUGGCAGCAGUUAAGGUCACAGAAACCAUUGAGUGAAGGGAAAACAACAAGGGGUCCUGCAUAAUUUUCUUUUAAUAAGUAAAGUGAGACUUAGGUGGUGGGAAGAAGGCAUUAGACACUCUACUUACCACCGUGUGUGUGUAUGUUCACGUGUGUGCGCGUGUGUGUUUGUGUGUAUGUAAUCCGCUCCUUUUUCUUUGAAACACGUUGAGAUUAAAAUAGGGGAGAAAUCCUAUAUGUUGCAAUGAUAGAAUUUUUUGAAAAUUUAGGAAAUCAAAAAUUCUCCAGACUCUCCAUCUUGAUUUAUGCUUGAGUUGUUAUGUGCCAUAUUUGCUUUGAAAUCUUUGAUUAUCAGAAGUUUUACUAAAAUUUUGAAGAAAUAAUCCAUUUUCAUCUGCUUUCUAGAUUUCUUAGUCAGUUCAUAAGACAGAGCUUGUUGAUAGCAUAGUUUUCUAAAUGCUGCAAGUCUGCAGCCAUUACCACUUCAAAGAGGUUUGAAUGAGGGACUUUUUUUUUUCCUUGUUAAAAUAGUUCCUGUUUCUGUAGAAACUUCAUUUUUAGAUUAAUCUGUGAUGGAUGAGCUGUAAGUCAAGUAUAUAGUUCUUUUUUCUAUCAACUAUUCAUUGUCAUGCAAUAGUAAAGGCAUUAAGGAUGCAACAAGCUUGUAAAGUACUAUUUUCUAAAAGAAAUAGGAGGCAUUUUCAUCUUUAUUAUUGUACUUUUGGUUAUGCAAACACUUUGAUAUAAACGUUUAUGUCCCCCAUAAAACUAGUCAGAAAUCACUUUUCACUUUGUUGACUAAGUUAAACAGUCUAUAGUAGGGUAGAAUACUGGGUACAAGUGGUCCAAAGUAAGUAAAAGACUACGAUAAAAAUGCUAGAUCUUAAAAAGAAGCUGGUUUAUGCACUAAACGUUUUGUGCCUUGGUCUAAUAUUAACAUGAUGUCUGUAAAAUGACAAAAAGAACCAGUGUUGAACCAUGUUAUAUUUCCCAUCAUUCUGCAUUAUCCCAAAUUGCUAAGUGUAUUCUUUCCAGGAAGUUUGAUUGAAUUACUAUACAUUUACUGCCAUGUGUGACAGUUUUGUCAUUGUUAGAGAUUUCAGUAAUUAAAAUGGGAAACAGAAGCUUAAGUUAUUUUCCUUAUCAAAACUGUGUUCCUUGGAACCACGUUAUUAUGAUGGUUUUCGUGCUCUUGUACAUCGGAUGUCUUAAGCUGAGUGCAGUUUAGGAGAUCCUUUCUAAUUACAGGAAGGUACUUCUUUCCUUCAACACUGUGAUCUGACCUGUGACAAAUCUGUACUAUACACUAUGUAAAUGGCUAACAAGUCAAUUGCAAACCAACUGAAUGUACAAAUCUUAGUGCUGGUGCUGAAAUCUCUUCAGAAUAGUCAUCAUGAUCUCAAAGUUUGUUUCAAAAUUUGCAAGCAUCAAGUGUCAAUCAGAACUGAAGAUGAAACACUAAUGAAUGUUGAAUUCUCAUGCUUUAGGUGUACUUCUUUUUAGAUAUUUUGGUUCUCUGCUAUUUUUACCAUACUGUUUCAUUUAAAUUUCCUACACGCUAACUUCGUUUGUGCGAUUGAAAUAAAAUUGCAGUAUAUACAUGUUGCUUGUUUGUGACACUUAGAUAAUCUUCUGACAUAGUCUGUUGGUUCUAAAAUAAGUUGUAUUGAAUGUGAAAAACACUUCUUAAAGUCCAUGACUUCACUAUUUAAAGUUUACGUAUCACAACGCUAUUCUUUAAAGGUUCCAUAAGUCAUAAAUACUCAGUAAUGUAUACAAAGGGAAUAUGUGAUAAUGUAUCUACUUUUUGCUUGAAAUAAGUGUUGGGUGUUUCCUACUUGUUUUUAUUUUCUCUCAGCCCAGCUUGGUACAGUGUCUUACAGUCAAGAGAAUGAUAAAUGUUUGAAUUCACUCCAUCUUGUUCUACAACGUAGAUACUUAAACUCAUUUAUGCAGUUAAAAUUUUCCUUUAUGUAGUUUGCAGCGUAAAGGACAUUGUCUGGUAAAAGGCCUAAUCAAGUGCUGAAUUUUAGAUAUAGUGAAUUCCGUAUGGAUAGUGUUUGUUUAUACAGUAUGCUGAUUUCUUGAUAACUACAUAUAAGCAGCAGUACUUUUUAUCUGACUCUUAUGAGGUAUUAAUUUUGAGUUUCUUUUUAGAAGUCUAACAUCUUUAUUAGAAGUACAACACUCUCUUUUUUCUUCUACCAGACCCCGACUCUCCCCUCCCUCAUCCUGUCCACUUCUCGUGGACCCGGUGUUCCCACCAUUCACUUACAUUUGCAGCUGUUCAUUACCCAGUCCACGGGUGUAGACAUAUCAGCUGAUUUGUUCUCUCUGUCCCAUCUCAGGAUCCUGCUUCCCUUCAUGCAUAAAUCAGAAUGUUUGUCUACAAACUAAAAGUCUCUUCCCAUUCAGAAAUGAAUUAACAAAUGGUAACCUCUAAAAUUUGCCUAGCUACAACUUUGUGUCCUGCGUUUGUAUAUACUUUCAGUGCCAUUGUGAAGAAUUGGCCUUUAAAUUCUAAGUCAUAUGUUACCCUUUGAAGCACAGUUUACAAAGGUAUGCUACAGGAUCUCUGUCAUUUCUUUCUGUAGCCAUCAUAGCUUUAUAACCCUAUUACCCUGUAAAUUCUGUGGAUUAUAAGCAUAAAAAUGACACCACGUAAAGCAUACUGUAUGAAAGAACCGUCUAGGAGCUCCUAAUUCCUUUAUGAAGCUAUUACAUAAUCUACUCUCCUAAAGACAUUUACUCCAGCAUUCACAUUAAAACUCCAAACCUGUUCCUGGUAGUAUCAUUUUUGCUUUUAAUAGAAGGAUGAAUUCCUAUCUGUGUAUCUCCUCAAAGCUAAGAGCUUAUUGAAAUUACUGAUGUUUGAUACCUCUGACUUUUCACUGGAAAGCCAUUUAAUAUUUAGAUUUAGAUGCUUCUGAAGUACGUAUAAGGAAACUUGUCAAUCUGGGGGAAUAGAAUUGUCCCAGGUCCCUUUGGCUACAUGAAGACACAGUCAAGACCAUUUACUCUUAAGAGUAGUUUUCUCUUGAAUAUAAGCACAUUUGACUAAGUAGCUAAAGUUGGUAACCGCUCAAGAAAGGACAUUUAUAUAAAGCCAAGUGCUGUUGGAGGUCUGGAGUGCAGAUUUUCUGUUUGUUCCCUUUAUGUGGUCUCUAGAUAAUUUUUGAGACUCAAGGGUUUUUUUUCUAUGUAUUCAUAAUACUGAGAAAGUGAAGCCUUCAAAUUUUUUAAAAGUCUAAAAUUGAUUAUAAAAGAAAGGAAAAUAUUACUACAGUAAAUUUAGGAAUUGUUAGGGAUAUUCAGCACCAACAUAAAUGGAGGUCUUGGAUAUACUUUGUUGAAUACCAAUGUGAAGUCACCAAAGAGGCAAAUUGAAUCUUUCAGUAAGGAGGUGUAUUUGAAAGUCCCUAAUGUAUGAACUAUGUAAAUUUAUCUGUGUCUCUCUAAAUAGUUUUUGUUUAAGUAACAGUGCCUGUGAGAAGGUAAAUAAAUGAUUAGUCGUAAUGACUUAGGAUGUUAAAAGAAUUACUGCCACGUUUAUUGGUUAUGUUUGUUAGGUCUGAAGAAAUCGAUACAUGUGAAGAUCAAGAAAGAAAAAAAGGGCUUCUUUCAAUUAUUAUAGAUGUUGUUGCACAUAAUGUGAACUGAAAUGUUAGUAUCAUUUAAGGCAUGGAGUUGGCCUCAAAUACUUGCUGAUUAAUUUAACGUAUGGAGUAAGUAUAGCUGAAACUCAGUUAAGUGUUUGAGCCAAGAGAUCACAGUCACUGAGCUGUACCCCACUUCUCUGAAGCAUGUUGAAUACUUAGAAAUUGAGCAGAGAACAGCCUCUGGAAGCUUCUGGUAUAGGACCAUAGGAUUCCUGGGUAGAGGGGGGAAAUCAGGGCCUCGGGAGGCAAUGAGGGUCAGGGGAGUAAACGUACCAUCUGAAAAGUGCUCCUUUUACGUCACUUUUAAAAGGCAUAUAACUCCUAGCAGUUGGACAACCCAAAUAUGCCAGUGAACUGGUCACUAAAUUCAACCUUUUCUCAGCUGUGUUCUGAGAAAAUACAGCCUUCCAUUUUAAUAAAAAUUACUUUAAAAGCUUAAAUAUUUCAUCAGAGGACUUAAGUUUGCACUUAUUCCAUAAAUAGAAAAUCUGUAUACAAAUGACAGCCUUAGUUUACCGUGAGUUUGAUUUAACUUCAGUAAAUGGUUAUUCCUCCAAGAAGACUUAGAAUAUGUAUGUAUUUUUAAAUAGUGUGCAGUUGGUCCUUUGGAUUAUGCAGAAAAUGGCACUUGGAAAAUUCACACUGAAUAAAUUUACAUUGAUAGUUGUUUACAUUGAGGGAUAUUAAAUUCUCCAUCAAGUCCCAAAGUUUCCAUUCAAAUCUAGGAACAGAAAAUAGUUCUUGGCUUACACUUAAAAUAUAAACUGUUUUAACCAUACAAAAGAAAUGUGCCACAGAAGGAUUUUAAAGAUGUGGUUCUUAAAAUUUCUAAUGUUUCAUGCCCUUAGUCACAUCUAUGGAGCCUUAGUCUGAGUCCAUUUUUUAAAGAUUAAAGGCAUUUUAAGAGAUGUUUUUUCAAUAUGCUUCAUUUAAAUUUUAGUUGAGAAAUAACAAUUUAGGAUUUUUAUUGUCAUUAACCAAGUUGAACUUGGUUUGUUCUGCCUGCCAUGGCAUUAGGUGUUUUAAAUAUCUUAGGAUUUCCCUAGAUGCUGGAACUUUCAAGUCUGAGGUUGGUCCAUUCUUGAUGGUAGACUAACUUAGCAUUGUAAUCACAGCCCCGUCUGACUGCCACCCAGUGCUGGUGGUUAGGCAAGUGGAAGCCGGGUGUGAUGAAUGUUACGUAGACCUCAGUACUGUACCUUGAAAGUGGUAGGCACUUGACUUUGUCACUAAAAUUUCCUGGGAGAAUCAUUUCCCCCUGAGAAAAGUAUUGGGAGGGUUUAGAUAUUCAGAAGAAAGGCACAUUAAAAGUCUGGCUUCAUUUUCUUUCUACUUACUAUUACCAAAGGGAUGGGAGUUUCAGGUGAGCUAGGAAUUUACAAUUUGGUUUACCACAGAUACCUCAUGAUAGAUUUCAGUUGCUACCAUUGAAUUCGGGGGGACAAAGUAGACUUGUUUCUGAAAGUAAACAUUGUUAAAAGAUUCUUAUUUAAUCCACUUCUUCACCCCUUUCUUGGACUGGACACUUUGUGUUCCUCCUCCUGCUUUGCUGUCACAUUCCUCCCUUUGUGGGAAGUGGACCAGCCGUUGGGCUGGGCUCCAGCCAUCUUAGGCUUCACCAGUUGUCCAACUGUGAGGCAUCCUCCCCGGGCGGGGGUCCCUGAGGUUGCUCCUGCCUCUAACACCAGCUCUGCGUUUCAUCAUCCAGUGUGUACUCUGCAGCCACUGGUCUGCUUUAUCUCUUCAUUCUGGAUCCAAGAGAAGGAGAAGAGGGCCUGAGUUUUGCUCUCUCAUCGUAAGUGCAGCUUUUAAUUGUUUCAAAAUCUUAGACCCUAUUCACUGAAAAACAUGCAGCCUGGGUGUGAAUAAUAAGGAAAUACUGAUGAAAUGACAAUUUUGAGGUUAGUGGUGCCGUGUGCCAUCUUGGUGCUGUGUUGCGCUGCUGCUCCAGUGUCCUCUCUGCUCCUUCGUGAGCUUUCACAGAGCGAGUCCCUAGUGUCUGCGUGUCUGCAUUGUCCUAUCCAUGGCCCUCCACCUGGACACACACGCCUCCUGCCAUCCCGACAGACCAAUUGUAAUAACAUGGUGGGAUCACGUGAGACCUGGGACCCAUGCUCCCGUUACAAUGUGUUAGUGUCAAAGUCCUUUUGACUCUUCCUGGUCCAGGAGCUGUUUUUAAGCAAACACUCUGCAGAGCUGGAUGGAGGGAAGCAGCCCUUCUUUAUUGCCUGGGGAAGAAAAGCAGUUCUCAUGUCCCCUCAGCCUGCUGUGCUGUGGUUCUUUCUAUCUCUGCCAUCUUGGGAGGAAUAGGAGCAAUAAUGCCCUCCUGUCUCUGCCCUUCUUACUAUAUACACGUGUACAAGCUGUCAUCCCUUCCCAGUUCCUUGUUUUAAUCCAAAAGACAGCGAUUUCUUGCCAGACCAGGUGACUCGCACCAUCUGAGUGAAUGUUGCUCUUGGUGCUUGCUUGACCUUAAGGAAAAGAUAAUUGGCACGAAGUCAGAGGCUGCAUGGGAAGGUCUGGGCUUAGGAUGAGUCCUGUUUUGCAGACGUUCUUUGCCUUCUGUUCUUGGCGGGCAUGUAUGUGUUUUGGAAGUCACAUUUGUUAGCAGUAAGACACGCUUCUCAUUAUGUGUGUUUUCUUUUUUCUUUUUUGGGAAAGUGAAGUGUUUCUAACAAGUGAAUGAGCUAGGAAGAAGAUUCUAUCUUGAGACAUCUGUAGUUGAUGCAGAAUAUUUCAGGACUCAAUUACAGUAUUUACACAUUUUCAUAGAAGUUCUUUUUUUGGUUUGCUUGAUAAGACUGAAUGAGGACGCGUCCCUGCAGUCUGUAAGUAUAGCCACACUGCGGGUCCCUGGUCUGCAGCUGGGGAGGGAGUGGGUGCCUGAGGGUUAGCGUCUGCGUUGGGGCCGAGCAGAACAGCAGGCAGAGGUCGACCCAGGUAAGAUCUAGUUCAAAGUUUCCUGUUUGCCUCUCCUCUCAGAGGCAUUUCCAAAACCUUUUACUUGACCUGAGCCAAAACCAGUUCCAUUGUGCUUUCUGCUGGCCCUAGGGAGUUUGGCUUGAGCAUAUGAGUGAAUGACUGGAAAGCUUUUUUUGUUGCUUUUUGUCUUGUUUUUGAGAAGUUGGGGAGUGGGCGAUGAACCUUUCUGGUUGGAGGACAAUAUACACUGUUUCCAUUAUGAGAUUUAGAAUGUUAAAUACAUUUUCCUUUUCAGACCUACCAGGUUGCUAGGCCAGCGGCAUCCAGUAGAAAAGCCCAGUUGGUAAAAUUUCAAGGUGAAUUUCUUAUGGUCCAAAUGGGUUAGUCCCCCAUGUUACCUUGCUUUGCUACAUAAAUUUAAAACUAGAAAUGUGCAUUUAUGUCCUUAAAAGAUGAUGCAGAGUUAUUUUUUUUUGCUAAAGAUGUGACCACAAGCAGCCCAUGAAUGUAGGGCUUUAAAAUCUGAGUGAGCCUCUUAGGGUAGUAUGGACUGAAGUAAUGUUUUAAAAGUUAAGGUUGACUUAAACAUAUCCAAGUCCAUAUUUUAAUAAGAAUUAGCAACGAUAUAAUGUGCAUACAGAACCUCAUAUAUCUUAUCUCAUGGAAUUUCUGAGUUACUGGCCUUGCUGAAUUUCUGGAGUAAAGGAAUCUGGUAGCAACUUGUUUCAAAGCAACAGACUGCAAAUUGCUGCUUGACUCAAACCAUUUGUAAACCCAAAUGAAAGGGGAUCUUCUUGUUAGGAAACAUUACCUUCCAAGCUUGGCAUCUACCUUUAAGAAGGGGAAGUGGAAGAGAGGGUGAGACACCAAACCAAAAUAGUUGGCAGGGUGGUGGGAUUAGGCAGCACCUGGGUUUUGCACCAAAGUUUCAAAUAUAAAUAGAUAAAAAGGAAGACCACUUGCAAGACAGCUUAGGAAGGACUUGCCAGAAAGUAGCAGCUCCCGCUGCGCAAUACAGUGCCUUCAAAAUGAUUCUCUGUGUGAAUUGCAUGCAAUUUCAUGUAACCAUAAAAUGUAACCUGUAUGUGCAUGACAUGUGUCUACAAUGUGUAAAGUUAAGUUCAGCAGAAAAGGGGCAUGGCCCUGUCACUGAUGGAUCAGCGAGCCUGCUGAAAGUCCUUGGACUUAAAGUGACCUCAGUCUGCCGCAUCAGAGCCCUGUGUUCGCAUUAAGCAACCAUAUUGUUGAAAUCGGAUCCAUUUCUCUCUCUACUUUCUCUCCUACUUUGCAGCUUUGCUGGUUUUAACUGCUUCUCUAUUCUGCUUCUUGGUAUCCUUUCUUGUUUUGAAAUAAAAAGAUGAAAUACUUAA
Camelus dromedarius (Arabian camel) is the source of this 12102-nucleotide messenger RNA. RefSeq names its product ENAH actin regulator (gene ENAH). The transcript is spliced from 16 exons. Gene Ontology annotation, biological process: actin polymerization or depolymerization; actin polymerization-dependent cell motility; axon guidance. The record is from RefSeq and is a predicted model, not a curated record. The coding region runs from base 348 to 2801 and encodes 817 amino acids. Lineage: Eukaryota; Metazoa; Chordata; Mammalia; Artiodactyla; Camelidae. Gene Ontology annotation, molecular function: profilin binding; SH3 domain binding.